Messenger RNA from Amphibalanus amphitrite, 1936 nucleotides. RefSeq names its product angiopoietin-related protein 7-like. Lineage: Eukaryota; Metazoa; Arthropoda; Thecostraca; Balanomorpha; Balanidae. The record is from RefSeq and is a predicted model, not a curated record. The transcript has a single exon. The coding region runs from base 123 to 1589 and encodes 488 amino acids.
CACUGUACCGGUCAGUUGGUGGUGCAGUGGACCGCUGGUCGCUGGGGCUCAGUCCGCUGCCCGCUGGUCCAGUCGCUCCCCAUCCACUCAGUGCUUUUUGUGUCUGACAACAGAAGAGCGCAAUGGUCGGCCGCGGCUCGCCGCCGCUCUGGGCCGUGCUGCUUUGUCUCAGCGCGCGGCUCGUGACCGGCGACCAGGACCAGCAGCCCACGGCGCAGCUGAGCUUUACGCCCGACGAGCUGUGGAAGCUCAUCGGGCAGGUGGUGAGGUCCGAGGUGCAGCUGAUCUUCGAAAAACUGGACCUGGAGAGGCGGCUGGAAACGCUCGACUUCAGCGCUCAGGUGACGGGACUGGAGUCGAGCGUUGAAGCGCUAAAUUCCCGGCUGAAUGCGCUUGAUGGCAGGGUGUAUGCGACGGAUUCCAGGCUGAACUCAAAAGGAGACACGCUUGACGCGAGAGUUGAUGACCUGGCUUCGCAGUUGUACCGUUGUUUUCCUGAGCCGGAUACCAUCGCCGCUAGGCUGGACGAGCAAAAUGCUUCGCUGGAAACAUUUAACGCAUCUUUGGAGGGCUGCCAAGCUCAGAUGGCAGAAUUGACGACGAAACUAGACCAGGAGCAGUCGAGUCUGGAGGACCUCGCCAAAAAGGUGGAUCAGAAUUCAAUCAAGCUGAAUGCGACAAUCGGCUUACUGAACCAGUCUUUACACUCUGAUGAUAUGAAGGGUAAUCCAAACGACUGGCGUCCCCGUAUCGAAGACCUAGCCGAAAACGUAAAUAAUAUAGCCUCGCGCGUGAACAAGGUAACAGGUCAGGUGGCCGCCUACGCGCCUCAGCUGGAGCUCCUAACGACCAAAUACGACAUGCUACAGCUGACAGUAGAUGCGGUCAAUGCCGCACUGAACGCCAGCCAGGGUCAACCCGCCACCACGCUGCCCCGAGACUGCAGUGAGCUGCCAGCGGGCACCGCCAGCGGCAUCCACCUGCUGCAGCCGGGCCUGGACCCGUCCGUGCCACCCACCCCGGCCUACUGCGACCUGGAGUCGGACGGCGGAGGAUGGACCGUCAUCCAGCGACGUGACGACAUAUUCAUCCCGCGGGAGAACUUCUACCGCGACUGGCAGGACUACAAACGGGGCUUCGGCAAGCUUGACCGGGAGUUCUGGUGGGGCUUGGAGUCUCUGUGGAGGAUGACCGGCUCGCGGGACCGCCGCUACCAGCUGCGGAUCACGCUGGAGGACUUUGACGGCGAGAGAAGGCACGCGGUGUACGGCACGUUCAGGGUCUCCUCGGAGGCGGAUGGGUACCGGCUGGCCGUGGAUAACUACUCGGGGGACGCAGGGGACGCGCUCAAACGCCACAACGGUCUCCGAUUCAGCACAAAGGACCGGGACAAUGACCGGGACGGCCGAGGUUCCUGUGCCACAAGACACCGAGGGGCGUGGUGGUAUGACUUGUGUUGGGAUUCCCAUUUGAAUGGACAGCCACUGGUCGGAAAUGACCGGUCGGAGCGUGGCAUUUGCUGGCGGCAAUGGAGGGGCUGGCACUACUCUCUGAAAGCGGCCGAGAUGAAGAUUCGACCGCAGGCAUAGGCCAGGACUUCAAUGUGUUAUGGGGGCUUUGCGAGCAGCACUAAUUAUGACAUAACUUCUUAAUUGUAAUUGUCUCGUAGCUUGAGUUUUCACGUAAGGGUACCCGCUCGAGUAAAAAUUAAUUGCGUCCUACCGCAACGCAUUGCUGAGCUCAGAGCUGUAUCCAUUGUUUUGUUGUAACAUAGGGGAGAGGCGGGAGAAUUGGGACUUAUUUCUCAGGCCAUAUUUACUGAAGUGUUAUUUGAAAAGUAUUGUAGCAAAUCUGCUUUGUGCAGCACCAAUAAAAGAUAACCAUUUCUCUGCAGCAUACCAUCAUAAAAAACGAGUCUAUGCAGUGGUGUGGUCAU